AUGAAGUUUCUAAACGUCUGCGCCCUCCUGGCCGCCACGGCCCAGGCUGCCCCUCUCCUGACGGAUGCCAUGAGCAAGAGCGCCGGUGGCACGGCAGGUCCCGCUGUUCAGCCCGCGGAGCAGGCUGCCCAGGCCGGUUCUCUGCCCGGUCUGCCCGGCGGCAGCGGCUCAGGCGGCAUCCUGAAGGCUCGUCAGGACGACGGCGAGGACGGUACCGCCGCCGCACCGGAGCAGCCUGCACAGGAUGGCAAGAAGGGAGGCCUUCUAGGUGGUGUGCUCAAGGCUCGUCAGGACGAUGGCGGCGCCGAUGCUAGCGAUGGAGAUUCGGGUGCUUCCGAUGCCGCGGCUCCGGAGCAGCCUGCUCAGGAUGGCAAGAAGGGAGGUCUUUUGGGUGGUCUGCUCAAGGCUCGUCAGGACGACGGCGGCGCCGAUGCUAGCGAUGGAGAUUCGGGUGCUUCCGAUGCCGCGGCUCCGGAGCAGCCUGCUCAGGAUGGCAAGAAGGGAGGACUUCUGGGUGGUCUGCUCAAGGCUCGCCAGGACGACGGCGGUGCUGAGGCUAGCGAUGGAGAUUCGGAUGCUUCCGAUGCCGCAGCUCCGGAGCAGCCUGCUCAGGAUGGCAAGAAGGGAGGCCUUCUGGGUGGUCUGCUCAAGGCUCGUCAGGACGACGGCGGUGCCGAUGCUGACGAGGGAGAUUCGAAUGCUGCCGAUGCCGCGGCCACGGAGCAGCCUGCUCAGGAUGGCAAGAAGGGAGGCCUUCUGGGUGGUCUGCUCAAGGCCCGCCAGGAAGAUGCCGACGCUGAUGCCGACUCUGACGACAGCGAGAACGCUGGUGGCCUCCUGAAGGCUCGCCAGCUAGACAGCGAGGCCGAUGAUGACGCCGACGGCGAUGAUUCCGAUGCCGAACCCGCUGACAGCGAGGGCGCCAGCAACCUGCUGAGGGCUCGCCAGCUGGACGACGAGGCUGAUGCUGAUGAUUCCGCCGCUGAGCCCGCCGACAGCCAGGGCGCCGGCGGUCUGCUCAAGGCCCGCCAGGAAGGCGGCGACGCCACCGAUGGCGAUGCUUCUCCGGACGGCGCUGACGCCGACGACGGCGCUGAACCUGCCGACGCCCAGGCCCCUCAACAGCCUGCGCAGCAAGGCGCCGGCGGCCUGCUCGGUGGCCUGCUCUAA
Hirsutella rhossiliensis is the source of this 1170-nucleotide messenger RNA. RefSeq lists its product as uncharacterized. The record is from RefSeq and is a predicted model, not a curated record. NCBI's taxonomy places the organism in Eukaryota, Fungi, Ascomycota, Sordariomycetes, Hypocreales, Ophiocordycipitaceae. The coding region runs from base 1 to 1170 and encodes 389 amino acids. The transcript has 2 exons.